Molecule: messenger RNA, 5311 nt
Organism: Scomber japonicus (chub mackerel)
Lineage: Eukaryota; Metazoa; Chordata; Actinopteri; Scombriformes; Scombridae
Gene: ube4a
Product: ubiquitination factor E4A (UFD2 homolog, yeast)
Exons: 20
Coding region: 131-3364 (1077 amino acids)
Biological process (GO): protein polyubiquitination
Cellular component (GO): nucleus; cytoplasm; ubiquitin ligase complex
Molecular function (GO): ubiquitin-ubiquitin ligase activity
Source: RefSeq, a predicted model, not a curated record
UUUUUAUUUACCGAGCUGGUUUCCUAGAAGAGAUUUCCUAAUCCAAAACAUACAUUAACCCCCCUCCCCCCACUUCAUCUCAUCUAACAGGCUGGGAUCUUGGAUGGAGUGAGUGUUGAGCCCCAGUGAGAUGACUGACCAGGGCAACAACAACCAGAACAUCUCUUGCAACCCCUUCGCUGCGCUCUUCGGCUCGCUGGCUGAUGCCAAACAGUUUGCAUCAGGCCAGAAACCUGCACAAGUGUCUGCUGAACCACCACUGGAGGACUCAGGAGAGAGCCAGUCCGAGUCAGAAAACUCUGUGUCAGACAGCGUUGAUGACAAUGACGACUCCGUGGCAGAGAUCAGCCGCUCCUUUCGAUCACGCCAGGAGCUCUGUGAACAGCUCAAUGUCAACCACAUGAUCCAGCGUAUAUUUCUCAUCACCCUGGACAACAGUGACCCAAGUCUGAGAGGAGGUAAUGGGAUCCCUCCUCGUUGUGUGUACCUGGAGGAGAUGGCUGCAGAUCUGGAUGGACAGGACUGGCUGGACAUGGACAACAUAGAGCAGGCGCUUUUCAACCGUCUGCUGCUGUUAGAGCCAGGAAACAACCUCAUCUACAUGACGUCAUGCAGCGCUGUGAACCUGUCCGCUGACCGUGACGCUGGAGAGAAACGUGCCAUUCCUUACCUUUUUGCCUGUUACCAGAGGGCAAAGGAAGAGGUGACGAAGGUACCAGAGAAGUUACUGUCGUUUGCUGUUCGCUGUAAGAACCUGACAGUUUCAAACACACAGACAGUACUGCUCACGCCAGAGAUCUACAUCAGCCAGAAUGUCUAUGAACAGCUUCUGGACCUGCUGCUGGAAGCUUUCAGUGGAGCACAACCAGAGGAGGUGAUUGAGUUUCUAGAGGAGGUCAUUGCUGGUCUGUUCUCUGACCAGGAGGUCCGUACCUUUGAGGAGGUGAUAGUACCAAUGUUUGACAUCUUCCAGGGGCGUGUCAAAGAUUUGGAUCUGUGCCAACCUCUCCUCUACUCCUACCUAGAUGUUCUCCUCUAUUUUAGCCACAAUAAAGACAUUGCUAAGGUGUUGGUGGAAUACAUUCAGCCCAAAGAUCCAUCUAAUGGUUUGCAGUACCAGAAGACCCUUUUAGGGACAGUGUUGAGUAUUUCUUGCUUGUUGAAAACUCCCGGUGUGGUGGAGGGACACGGCUACUUCCUGAACCCCUCCCGCUCCAGUGCUCAGGAGACAAAGGUCCAGGAGGCCAACAUCCACCAGUUUAUGGGACAGUUUCAUGAAAAGCUGCAUCAGAUCUUGAAAAACUUGCUCCAGCGGUCCGGAGAGACACGCCACCUGCUGCUCUCAUGGUUGGGCAGCUGUCUGCAGGCAAACGCUGGCCGAGCCAAGAUAUGGGCCAAUCAGAUGCCUGAGAUCUUCUUCCAGAUGUACGCCUCAGAUGCAUUCUUCUUAAAUUUGGGUGCGGCACUGCUCAAGCUGUGCCAACCCUUCUGCAGGCCACGUUCGCCCAAGCUGCUCACCUUCAACCCUUCCUACUGCGCACUCAAAGAGCUGAGUGAAGAAGAGAGGCGCAAUCGCAAUGUGCAUGCAAGAGGACUCGACAAGGAAACCUGUCUGAUCCCUGUGCCCCCUCAGCAGCCGGUGGAGUCUGCACAGUCCUACAGCCUGCUGACAGAAAACCUCAUCCUCACACAACUCACCCUGCAUCUCGGCUUCCACAGACUCCAUGAGCAGAUGGUGAAGAUGAACCAGUCUCUCCACCGGCUCCAGGUGACAUGGCAGGAGGCCCAGAGAACAGGCAACCCAAUGUCAGAGCAGCUCUUGGAGCAGUUUGAGCGUCUGAUGAUUGUUUAUCUGUCAACCAAAGCUGCCACCACGCAGCCUGCCAUGCUGCAAUGCUGCCUUAACCUUCAAUCUUCCACUGCUGCUCUGCUAGUUCAGCUUGGUAUGGGAAACCAGGGGCCUGAACAUGUAGCACUCACUUUUCCCCUGCCUUCCCUACAGAGUACUAUGCUCUGCUAUGUCCCAGAGUUCUUUGCAGAGAAUAUGGGAGACUUUUUCAUCUUUCUGCGUCGGUUUGCUGAUGAUGUUUUGGAGACUUCCUCUGAAAAUCUGGAGCAGAUUCUUAACUUUAUCACUGUCUUCAUGGGUAACGUAGAGAGGAUGAAGAACCCACAUUUAAGAGCAAAGCUGGCAGAGGUCUUAGAAGCAGUGAUGCCCCACAUGGAGCCUGUGGCUCCCGGUGCUGCUCAGCCAAUCGUGUUCCAGCGAGAGAGAGUCUUCUGUACCUACAGACAAGCACCUCAGCUGGCCGAGGCCCUCAUCACUGUGUUUGUAGACAUUGAAUUUACAGGUGAUCCUCAUCAGUUUGAACAGAAGUUCAACUACAGGAGACCCAUGUAUCCCAUCCUCAAGUACAUGUGGGGCAAAGAGGACUACAGAGAAAGUAUCAAGCAUUUGGCGGUCUAUGCAUCUGACAAUCUGGAGGCCAUGAACCCCCCUCUGUUCCUCAGGUUCCUCAACUUACUGAUGAACGAUGCCAUCUACUUGCUGGACGAGGCUAUUCAAUACCUGAGUAAAAUCAAGGUUCUGCAGCUGGAGCGGGAUCGAGGUGAGUGGGAUGGCCUGGCCCCUGAUGCCCGGAGAGAGAAGGAGUCAAGCCUGCAGAUGUUUGGACAGCUGGGCCGCUUCCACAAUAUCAUGUCUAAUGAGACCAUUGGCACACUGGCCUUCCUCACCUCAGAGAUCAAGGGGAUCUUUGUGCACCCCUUCCUGGCUGAGAGGAUCAUCUCCAUGCUGAACUACUUCCUGCAGCACCUGGUGGGUCCUAAGAUGGGGGCCCUUAAAGUCAAGGACUUCAGUGAGUUUGACUUCAAGCCCCAGCAGCUUGUUUCUGACAUCUGCACCAUCUACCUGAACCUGGGAGAUGAGGAGAAUUUCUGUGCUACAGUCCCAAAGGAUGGACGAUCGUAUUCUCCUACCCUCUUCUCCCAGACAGUCAGAGUACUAAAGAAGAUCAACAAACCUGGGGACAUGAUUGUGGGAUUUGGACUCCUUGCUGAUAAAAUAAAGUCCCAUGCAGACAGACAGCAGCAGGAAGAGGAGACCUAUUCAGACGCCCCAGACGAGUUCUUAGACCCCAUUAUGUCCACGCUGAUGCUUGAUCCUGUUCUUCUCCCAUCCUCUAAUGUCACAGUUGACCGCUCAACUAUAGCCAGACAUCUCCUCAGUGAUCAGACAGACCCAUUCAACCGCAGUCCUCUAACCAUGGACCAGAUCAGGCCAAAUGAGGAACUCAAACAGCAGAUCUUGCAGUGGCUGGAUAAGCAUAAGCAGGAGAGGCUGCAGCUGGGACCUAGUGGCUAGCCUUGAUCCCUCGCUGUAAUAAACAAUGACUGCACCCUCGUUUUCUCUCCCGGCCCACGUCUAGUGUGCUCCUCUCUGCUUCUCAGCUAAUCCAUGGUGUGCUUGCCUCUGUGGAUUUCUUCUGACUCCUCUGGUCCGACUAACAUUGCAUUAGCCUUUCAUGCAGCCCUCAUGCUCAGUGGAUUAUCUCUGUGACAACAAUCCAGACAAACUGUAGCCCACCGGCUGGUGACAAGUUCAAAAUACACACACAGUAGCUGUUUGACUCCCAUGAUGCCCUAUGGUAAACAUUAGUUGGGCGACACAAUCUCUGGUUCCUCUCUCUCUCUCUGAAUACUGUGUAUUAAUUAGUUCUCAUUACAUUCAGAACUGUGGCCAGAAGUAUCAGUUCAACAGGACUUGUUGAAUGUACUAUAUGAACUUGUGACUCACCAGCUGGCGCUAACGAGGUUUUAUACUGCAAGGUAAGUAUUUUUGGGAACUCAGACGGCAGAACAAAGAUGAAACUGUUAAUAAUUUGACCACAACUUCACCUAUAAUAAGAAUACAUGAUACACUGCCUUUUUACGUUUUUGAGCACCCUAUAUUUUAGCACUUUUGGCUGAAACUCAAGCAGCAUGCUCAUUGUAAAUAAAAUUAGAAGUUAAAUGUAAGGCAUAGAUAAAACUGAAUUAAAAUGUGUGUGGCUUUUAUUUAUUGGAAAAUAUAUAGAUUUGCUCUCCUAUGGCACAACUCACACUGCGCAACUGUCUGUAUAUUUUAUAAGCUUAAUAGGAUGAUUUUUUAAAAAUUGCAACUGCCUUUAAUUAAGCAUCAAUUAAAGAUCUUGUUAGGAUCUGAGAGCUUACUAAUUAAUAGAUCAUCAAAUGAAAGGUUGAAAGGACACCAUCACCCAUAUGGCAAUCCAGAGUGGAAGUGCAGGAGCUGCUCACAGCUGUUAAAACAUUUGAGUUAAUUGUUACAAUGACACCUUGGACAACAAAUAAAAGAAAUCUUUCCAAAAAACGUUUUUUCUUCACAUUUUGUUGUUAAAUUUGAAAUUGGCCAUAAUAUUCCAAUGUGGCAGAUUGUUGCCUUAUUAUCACUUCUCAGUAGUGCAAAUAGGUAAAAUAUAUAUACUCUAUAUAUAUACUCAGUUACCAAAAUGCCUUACUUUGAACUGUAGGACGUGGAAGUAUAAAUUUAAGGUUUGAAACACAGAAAUGGCAAGUCAGAGGAUGUUGACUGAGAAAUACAAGUGUCUUAUUUUAUCACUGUAGCUCUCAGUGUUUGAUGUUUAGGUCACUCAGACAUCCACAUAUACUCUACUCAGCUAAUCAUGACGUGCAUCUAUAACAUCCAUUGUCAGACUUUAAAGUUACAUUUCUUGAGAUUGAACCACAAAAUACCAAAAUAUAGGGUGUUCAGUCAUCUUUGAUUGGCAGUGUGUGUAACAGGCAUCAAUCCCCUUUGUGUCAUUAACAUUUAUGUGAUUAAUUGAUGUACCCCAGUCUAGCAUUUUGAAAGGAAAUUUUGUUGUGUGCAAGCGUAGUGUAUUAACAUGUGGGCAAACAGCUGAUCAGUAGAAUCGGUGCCUAAAACCACGAGCCUUGCAGUCAUGUCAGUGAAUGAGGAUCUGACUUAUUUCCUUCUUUUGGGAUGCUAUUAUGAGUUUGUUGCUUUGAGCUGCAGGUAGAAAAUAAAAGAAAAAGAUGGUAAGAGAAAGAUAACUUGUUUUUGAGUAGCUUUUUCCAAUUAAAAAGUUUUAAUUCAUAAUCAAAUGUGGUUGUAUUAAGUGGCAAAAUGUGAGAGACGGAUUGUUUGUUGGCAUGCCCCCAUAAUGUAUGUUGAAUAUCUACCGCCUGGAUGAUUACAUGGGUUAAAUUAUAAUGCAAUAUUUUUUUUGUUUUAAUUAUCAUAAUAAAAUGUUUAUUUUGGAUGUACAGUAUGAUUAAAAAAUAAAACUAA